AUGUCAAACUAUGAAUGUAGUCUACAAGGGAUCCUUAUUGGACAUGAACAGAAAGAAAAGUUAAUGCAGAGACUUAUGGGUCUUUGCGGUAAUGAUGCUACAAGUGAACUAUUUGAACACGAACUUGUGUUUGUUCCUUCAACACAAACACCUAUUGGACCAGCACGUAAUGAUGAUGUUGUUCUUCGACUUCAGUCCAAGAUAAACAAUCCAAAGGAAAUGUCUAUUAAAUACAGGCAAUGGUAUUUAUGUAUGCAAGGCAAUCCAGAGCCUCAACGACAACGUACAGUCACUGUACGGCCUAUUUCUCGCGUUCAAUUGUCUGGGGAUAUCUUUCGAUUCAUGAAAUCAUUAGGCUAUAGGUAG
Molecule: messenger RNA, 366 nt
Organism: Gilbertella persicaria
Lineage: Eukaryota; Fungi; Mucoromycota; Mucoromycetes; Mucorales; Choanephoraceae
Exons: 2
Coding region: 1-366 (121 amino acids)
Biological process (GO): termination of RNA polymerase II transcription; regulation of transcription by RNA polymerase II
Cellular component (GO): core mediator complex; mediator complex
Molecular function (GO): transcription coregulator activity
Source: RefSeq, a predicted model, not a curated record